Molecule: messenger RNA, 429 nt
Organism: Echinostoma caproni
Lineage: Eukaryota; Metazoa; Platyhelminthes; Trematoda; Plagiorchiida; Echinostomatidae
Source: the annotation of a GenBank genome assembly
UUGUAUAUUCGAGAUCGAUUAAUAUGUAAUAUUUUAAGGAUUUGUUACACUGGCCACAAUUUAACUUACCUCGUUUUCUCCAAUGCCUACUGUUUUCAGGCUAUUGAAAAUCUCGGACGGAGUCCACCCAAACGUGAACGUCGGUCGCGCUGGAAAAACAUUGUGGCCGCCUGUGGUUCGCCAUUCUCGUGGCACUGGUUCAAUCCUUUCGAUCAACCCCCUCCGCUGUCACCUAUUUUCCCUGAGUUCAAAGAUGAUACAUUCCCAUUGUUGAGCAGUGUCCGUUCCGGCUCGAGCACAACUCUAACUGAAACCACCCUGACUUCUGCACACGACGGCCAUGGUACAGAUCCGUCCAGUUCAUUGCUUUGGUCGGGCACUCAUGCAUAUCGUCUGGUUUCUGGAUCCAGGGAUAUUUUAACUCUUUAG